Messenger RNA from Cutaneotrichosporon cavernicola, 951 nucleotides. RefSeq lists its product as uncharacterized. Lineage: Eukaryota; Fungi; Basidiomycota; Tremellomycetes; Trichosporonales; Trichosporonaceae. Gene Ontology annotation, biological process: rRNA processing. The record is from RefSeq and is a predicted model, not a curated record. Gene Ontology annotation, cellular component: nucleus; preribosome, small subunit precursor. The transcript has 2 exons. The coding region runs from base 1 to 951 and encodes 316 amino acids.
AUGGCACCAAAAAAGACCGGCAAAGGAAAGGGCAAGGAGCGCGCAGAGCCGCAAACCGAGGCUGUCGUUCCGUUCGGCAAGCAGCUCGCGCAUACGGAUAAGAGCGUGCGGGACCUGGCCGUGCGUAAUCUUACAGCGUUCUUGUCGGCUGGAGGGGAGGGAGAUGAGGGCGAGGGAGGGUAUACCCGUCUCGAGGACAAGGAGAUGGCAAAGUUGUGGAAGGGGUUGUUUUACUGCUUCUGGAUGUCGGACAAGCCGCUCGUGCAACAAGCCCUCGCUACCGAACUCGCCGACCUCCUCCUCCGCAUCAACCCCCGUACUUCGGGCGACCGCGACGCCGCCCGGCUCGACGCCUCCCUCGCCUUCCUGGGGGGGUUCUGGACCGCUCUCGUGCGCGAAUGGAACGGUAUCGACCGCCUCCGCAUUGACAAGUACUACAUGCUCAUCCGGCGGUAUGUCAACGCGUCUUUCCGCCUGGCCGCUCGGGCUGGAUGGAGCAACGCAGCAGUCGAGGGCAUCAACGCCAUCCUUGGAAGCGAACACGGCCCAAUGAGCUGGCAGGACAAGAGCGUGCCCAUGUCUCUGGCCAGUCAUAUCGGCGACGUCUACCUCCAGGAGUUGGACAAGGUUCUGGCUGAAAGUGAGAAUGCUCCGCUUAUCGAGCUUUUGCGGCCGCAUAUCGUGCUCAUUGCGCGGACGCGGAACGCUACCCUCCACAGCCGGAUGGUUGGCUCCGUGUUUAACCCUCUUCUCGCUGGGCUCAAGGACGGAGACGAGUACGAGAACAUUGCGGCCAAGAGCACGGUCGACGGCGAGGCGGUGGAUCCUGCGCAACUUAGGACGGCACUGCUGCGCGCAAUGUUUGAAGAGGCUUCGCAGGAGAGCACGAUCGAGAGUAACCGCCGCAAGCUUUAUGCGCUUGUGCGGGCAGAGGACGACGACGACGAGUAG